AUGGAUAACAAAACAGAAAGUAGAGUUAAAAAACAUAUAUAUGUUGAGAGAAAAACAAGAUUGUGCUUUCAUAUAGCAGAAAAGCACAGUGAAUCAAAAGGUGCUAGAAGAAGAUUUUUAGGGCUGGCAAUAAGAGUGCUUUUUGCACUUUUUGUUUUCAGCAUACAACAAGUCUGUGCAAUGCUAACGAGAAAUGACGCAGAGAAACUGCAGCAAAUGCUAGUAUACGAAGAGGAGGAUGUAGAGUGGGUUGUCAAUCCAUAUGGCCCGCUAAGUCCAUUUGGAUUGUAUAUAUACAAUAAGACUGGCUAUAUGCAUACACAUAGAUUUUUUAAUACUUAUAUAGAUGCAUAUUAUAAUAUAUCUGGCAAAAAUAAUAACCAGUUUAUAAGAGAUCCUACAAAUGACCAGGCUUACUUCUCUUAUUCGGAUGGUAGUGAAGUACCAAAAGAAGUAAAGGAAUAUUACACCACCCUCAUCAAUAUGUUUCCUUCACCUAAUCAUGCAAUAAGCAUUUACCCCAAAGAAGACUGUAAGGACUCGUUUACUCUUUUCUUGAAAAGCAAUCUUGUGAAAGAGCAUGCACAUACAAUUCUUGCAGCAUUGCUUCUUCGAACAGAGGGGAUGGAUAUACCACUGUCCAUUAAGUAUAAUAAAACCAAGAUUCCUUAUCUUGCAUGGAAAGGCGGAGCCCAUGAGGCAGAGAACUUCAGCCUUGAAAUAGUUGUUCCUUGUUCUGAGAUGCAAGAAGACGAUUUUAGGAAAAGAAGAUGUGAACUUCUUCAAUAUAAAUCUGAGCAGGUUAUUAAGUUUUUCUUGCGUAUGAAUUCACUAGUUCAAUCUGGUAUAAAAGAUUCUAUGGCUACGGAAGAAAAAAUAGGAUUUUGGGAAGAUGAGUUUUGUGAUAGUAAGAGCUGGCUUAUACAAUCAUACAUAUAUUACUAUCUGGAAACUAAAGAAGACGCUGCUUGCUUUAAUAGGACAGUAUACACGAUGCUGGAUGAGCAUAUAAAAAAGUGUGAAAGGGAAAAUAGAGAUGGGCAAAAAGACAUUAGUGAGAAGUUCCUUAAGAGAUGCUUUAUGCAAUGCGAUUCACUUUCAGAUGAACUUAAAUACUGGAGGAAAAUAGAAGAACUUGAAGGUACUAUUGAGGUUCCGAAAAAGAAGAGACUGCUUCCCUUUACAGAUUCAGAGCAUGCACCUAUUAGAACAACAGUAGAUGUGCAAAUUUGUGAUGACACGUAUCUAACAACAGAUGUCUUCUUAACAGAUGUAGAAUCUGCAUUGCUUGGGCUGUUUUGCUGCUUUGCAUACGAUCCAGAUUGUGUUAUAUACAGUGUUGGCCAUAUGAAAAAUUCCCCUAACGCGGUAAGGGAUUUCUUUUCUAAUAUACCAUCUUCCUUGCCUAUUUAUAUUUUAAAUAGAGAAAUUGGAGUAGAAGAAAAUUUAAAUAGGAUCAAUCCUUUAGGAAGUAUUAAAUUGCUUCCAGGAAAGGAGAUACCUAUGGAUGUUCAGAAAGCAUGGAAGAAUAUAGUCAGAGAUUGUUGUAGUGCUGAUCUGAGAUUCAAUGAAUCAAAUGAUGACAAUGCUCUUGCUGGAGGGAUUCUUAACGUGCUAACAGCAAUUUUACAACUCGCAGGAGAAUACAAUGAAGUAAACAAAGAAAAAAUCGAAUCUUUUAAGGACGAAUUAUUACUAAUGAUAAUGAGUAGAACUACUAAUGAUCAGAUUGUUAAAGACAUACAAGAAUACGCAGAAACUCUAUUUGCUUCUCUCUCCCAGCGGUGUACUUCAUGCGAUGGAUUGGUAGAAUGGUAUAAUUAUAAAUCAGAUGAAUCUGAAAGAAAAAGAGAAAGAAAGAUCUUUAUAAGCUUCAUAUCUUUCGGGAUACAUAUUAAUGGAAAUGAAAUUGAUCUAUAUGGAAGCAUGCAAAUCUACUAUGCAUAUAAAAACCAGGCACAGCCCAUAAUAUUGCACUUAAUUAAUGCAGACAUAACACAUUUAGAAAUUGGAAAGAAGGUUGUAAGGCUGGAUAAAUCUAAAGCAAAUGCAAGAGAAGAAGUCAAAAAGGAGUUAGAAACAUCACUUAAAGAAAAUAGUUUCAUUCAACACAUUCUCUUUGAUUACAUUAAAAAAAUAGAGAGUUAUACACUGCCUGAGUAUGUGAUAGCUGACCCAUAUAUAGCUAAAAGUGAAGAACUUGAAUAUCGCGAUAAGAUAGUUAGUCUUCAUUAUAUGCAGCCAACUCAAUAUAUCAGUGCAACUAAGUAUGGUGUGGUGGACUGCCUGUUAAAUCGAAUGUACAUCACACCAAAUUAUAUAAGAACUAUUUUGGAUAAAGAACGCUAUUUAAACAAUAUACUAAUAAGCACUCCAGUGUCUAGUAUAGAGAAUUUGCUAUUUUUAAUUGUUUGCAUAAGCAGCAGGAGGGGAAAUAUCUACGAUAAUUUGGAAGAAAUACGAAAAGCUACACAGAAAUCCAGCAUGCCCCGAGAUGACAUAACAAUAAAAGUUAUGGUCAAAAUAGUUUCUAUUCUACUCAGAUGUAGUGCCGACAUUGACCUAGCUAAUGUACUGGCUGCAUAUGCUCAGAUAUACUGGGGUAGUGACAAAAUGUGCAUUGCCAAAAUAGUUGAAAAACAUCCUAGACAGAAAGAUAGAAUAUUGAAGUGUCUAGAUCGACAUAUGACUGUCAAACGUAGAAAGUCAGCAAAAAAAAGGAAAAUGAUAAUGCGUCGCAAGCCAAGAAUGAAUCCUAAGAGAACAUGCACUGCAUAA
Messenger RNA from Nematocida ausubeli, 2778 nucleotides. RefSeq lists its product as uncharacterized. Lineage: Eukaryota; Fungi; Microsporidia. The record is from RefSeq and is a predicted model, not a curated record. Bases 1 to 2778 code for a protein of 925 amino acids. The transcript has a single exon.